Gryllus bimaculatus (two-spotted cricket) is the source of this 7091-nucleotide messenger RNA. Lineage: Eukaryota; Metazoa; Arthropoda; Insecta; Orthoptera; Gryllidae. The record is from the annotation of a GenBank genome assembly.
AUGCAAAUUGAGUAUCCUGUUGUUCGAUCGGCCAUUUUCUGCCCCAUGAGCCUGAUGAGCCAAGUCCUAUCCGUGAUAUUGACUGCCUCCCAGCCACGCCGCGGUGUUGAGGCGUGCGGCGCCAAGCGCAACGGAGCGGAGGAGGCGGGGGCGGGAAGGGCGGGCGGGGCGGGGCGGGGCGGAUCGCACGCGGCGGAGUCGAUCGACGGCCUGCGGCCGCACGCCACCGCGCAUCGCCACCGGCGCGGCGCCGGCACCGUCACCGCCACCUCCUCGUCCGCCGAGCGCAAGACAUCGCAGUUGACACGACCACCAAGCAAAAGGAAAAAGCCAAAGGAGCCGGCCGGCCGUCGGUGCCAGCCGCGUGCUCCGAGCCCCGGCGACGCUUACCUCUUCACACGUCAUCUGCGAGCGGGGACCGCCACCAUUGGGGCCGGUGCGUGGCUGCGGCGGGCGGGCGGGCCGAGGCGAGGCGUGGCGUGGCGAGGCGAGGCGAGGCGAAGCGAGGCGGGCGUGCGACCGACGGCGUCCGCGCGCGAAGACCCACUGCGGUCGGCCGCCCCGCGCCGCGGCCCUGGAGCCAUCUGGCGGCAGCGCGCGGAGGUGUCGCCCUGUGCGCGGCGCGACGCGACGCGACUCGGUUCGCUCGGCUCAAGCGUGUUCCAGCCACCCUUGCACGGUGCUCGCUCGGGCCUGCGGCUUGUGACCCAGGUCACGUGUCAACCAAUAAUUCUUGGGGAAGAAAUUAUGACCAUGGCUCAGUUCUUGAAGUCGUUAAUUAAAGUGUCUGUGAAAGCAGCCAAUAUUGCAAGAUUUCCAAAUAUAGCUUCUCAUAUCAAAGGCGAGGAAAACAAUUCUUUCAGUAAUGUUUUGGGAGAGAGCAUUACUGUGGCUAUUCAAGAAAAUGAAGCUGAUACUGCUGCACUAUUGACUCAGGUUGUUUUGAAUGGUGAUACUACAGCAGGUGGCUUAUUAGCUGCAGAAGUUCAUAAAGCAGUAUUGGUAGAUUACCAGUCUUUGAAUGUAGAUCGUAUACCUGAUGAUCUCACAUUGCCAGUAGUGGUCCUCAGUUCUAGUGAAAGUUCUGAUUUGAAGGAACGUCUGACUGAGAGAGGUUAUUUGGUGGUGGAGGCUGCCGGAGCAGGAUAUAAAUGCCUUGUUGUAGCAUUGGGACAAGCGGAUGCUUACCUGCUCUCUCGAGGAACUACGUACCGCUGGGACAUUUGUGGCCCCCAUGCUCUGUUGCUAGCACAAAAUGGAGGUAUCAUUCAGUUUGUGCCUGCUGAACAAGGUUCAAUACAAGAAAUAUCAUACCUUGAAACCGAUGAUGACAAAUCUGAAGGUAUAAAUCAGUGGUGCAAUAAAGAUGGUGUCAUUGCUUACAGGAAUGCGCAAUUUCUUGGGGAAAUUGUUCAUUUGUUGAAGAAAAGCUAGAGUACAUUUUCUGUGAAUUGAUAUAUGAAAUUUUAAUUGAUCAGUACUCUAUUGUUGCAUAAUUAUGAAGUUUUAAAAUUUUAUUUUAGUUGUCAUUACAUCUUCCCGAGACCUUUUUAAGAUUUAAUGUCACAGAAUUUUAUGGAAAUGUUGUAGAAUUUUAAAAAAUUCUUAAUUCAAUAUGUUGUUGACUAGGAUUUUUAAAAAAAAUGAAUAGUUAACAGAUAUUUUUAUGAAAAACAAUUAUAUAUGCAGAAUGCAGGAUCCCCAUGUCAUAAACAGAGAGACAUGGACUAUGUUUAUCAAAUUUGUUGAUUUGGAAUCUAUGCAUUGCUCUUGCGUGACGGUGCAAUCAUUUUUAUCUUAGUUGAAAGUUGUAAUGUUAAUCAGACUCUAUUUACUCAAAGACUAAAGAUUUGAAUGUUGCCAGGCAAAGCAAACAAGGGAUAUAAAAUGUAGAAGAGAUUCAGAUUACAAAUAAAAUAGGUUAGUUAUUAAAACAUUUAUCUAACAAGAAAAUGGUUUGCAUGUGCAUUGAUUUGUGAUUUUGAUUACUUUAUAAACAUCAUGGUCCAAAUUUGCAUUUCAGUUCUUGUGAUAGUGGCAAGAAGGGAUGCCAUAGAUUUGAAAGAUUUUAAAGAAAGUUACACACACAAAUUUUGUAUAUUGUGUUUAUAUAUGUGUUUGUCUAUGUUUUUGUAUAUUGUGUUUAUAAAAAGUAUAUUAUUAUUUUUUUGUCAUACAAAUUAUUUAAGAAGUGUUAAAAAAGUUAAAAUUAUUGUUUAAUGUUUAUUGUUAACGCAUUUUAUGGGUUAAUUAAUAUUGUAUACAAAGAAAAUUUUUAUUAAUAUUCAAAAAAUAUACCAUUGGAGAACAUCUGUUAGUGUUGAGUCUUUAAGUUUCCUCUAAUGUGUGGCACACAAUUUAAAUACAUUUACUGGUAACAUGAUUGAGCUUAUUUAAAUUGACCUGAGUAAAUAGUGUUGCAAGAGUGUUUGCCAAUUUUCCAAAAUGUUGUUUUUUAAUUUACAUAAAAAAGGUAAUAUAAAUUGGAUUCUUUGCAUUAUCGUUUGCUUCCUCAGCAAGUGUGUGUAUUAAUGGUCAUGUAUUAAAUCUUUGAAGAGUCAAGGAAAAUACUUUUCCAGUGGACAUGUUGUAUUACUACAAUUAAUUUGUGUUGUUGGAGUAGUAGUACUUUAGAUUACUGGAAGAAUACUCAUCAUUGGCUGAAGUGUCAACAUUUUAAGUUUUGACUGAAGGAACUCCGAAAGAUUACUGAUAUUCCUCUUGUUCAUUUAGCAAAACAUUUAACAAUAAUGUUGGUACAUCUGUCUAGGAUGCAGCAUCUGAAAACACACCCUAAUACCUAUAAUUUUAUAUGCAACAAUGCUUUCUCAUUUGUUUUAUAGAGGCAUUUUACUGUUCCUACAUUUUAAAUAUAUGUUUUAACUCAGAUGUAGAAGUUGUCAUUUGGUAAGAAAUUGCCUGGUGUAAGAAAUGGUAAGAAAUAACAAUUUGAAGUCAAGUCAAUACAAUAACAUUAGUGAAUGUACCUGGAAAUAAAGUAAGACUAGUGUUACGUUAUUUUAUGUUGAUUUCUCUGAAGAUGACAUGAUACAUUUUGCAGAGGGGCUUAUUUAGUAACCAGUUAAAUUCUUGGCUGAGUUUCAUUUUAACAUUGUUCCUUUUUAAUUAUUUUGUAGAUAAUAUUUGCAAUUACAAGACCAUUUGGGAUAUUUUUAAUAAACAAUUAUCUCCAUAUUAUUUUCAUUUUUCAUCAUGUAUUUAUUUGGAUUAGACAUUUAUUCUGAGAUUGAGCUAUCUAUCUGAGAAUUAUGAGACUGCAAAAAUUUCAAUUACUUGAAAUUAGUGCACUCAGUGAAAUCAGGAAAGUUAGCCCUCAAAAACUUAAAAAUCAAUUAUUAAAGUGUUUAAAAUGAUGUUAAAUAAUGGAAAUUGUUUACUUUAAAAAUUGUGAAGGGUAUUAGUAUGUUAAAUUAUAAAAAUUAAUGUCAGUUUACUAUUAGGCAAGUUUGUAAAUGAGUUUUGUACAAUAAUGUAUGAAGAGAAUCCAUACCUACAAGAAAGUAAACUGUGCAAUUUUUUUGUUCUAUGCACAAUGUGUGCGUGUCUCAAUCAGCAGUCUGUAAUGAUGAAACUAGUAGUCUAUUUGCUUAAUUUCUAAAUAGACAAUAUUCUUGAUUGAGUAGCAAUUCAUUGGUAUUGAAUAUUUCUUAUUUUCAACCUAAGUUGAUACAUAAAUCAUUAUAAGCUUUCACAGCCAGUGUCAAUGAUAAGAUUGUUUUUCAGGCUGAUAGACGAUGGUCCACUUGAAGCGCAACUUCAAGACUUUUUGACUGCUACUGCGGCAGACAUCAGCAGCAGCAAUAGGGUGUAAUGGUCGGAGACCCUUCCUUGUGUGCUGCUGGCUGACUACUGAUGGGCAAGUACGGGUCAUUCAUCAUUGCCUUAUUGCUGCUGAAAAUGUUUGCCCCCACAGUAGCAGACGAAACGUCUGGAAGUACUUGAAGUAGAACAUGGCCUAUCAGCUUGUAAAAUAAUUUAAUCAUAACUAGAUAUGUUAAAUUUCUAUAUUUUUUUAAUUAUUGUGAAUUUUUAUGUGUUAAUUUAUUGCCGAUGCAAUAUUUGGGUAUUGAAAACAAUAUUUCUUGGUAUGCCUUAUGUUUUAAUAUUAAAGUAAGAAGAAAAUGAAUUCAUGAUAUAGGUAGACUUGUAAAGUUUACUAGAGGUUCUUGGUGAGAAAUCCCAAAAUAUGAUACAUUUAUGAUCAUUGGAUAAAGUAAUGAUUGGAUCACAGAGUAGGUGUACCUACAAACUCCUGUUCUGUGAUGUUGCAAGAAAAACUAAUAGAUAAGUUAGAAUAGAACUCUCUUAUAAGAGAUAUAUGGAGAUACAGAUUUUGGACAUACAGACAGGCACUUCUGCUGUCGGAAAAUGAUAAUACAAGUUAUUAUGUCUUACCCUAAGGAUAAUAAAUGGAUUUCAACUAAAACACUCUUCACCUAAGGUUAUCUUAAAUUUUCACUUCCAUUUUGGAGCCACCAUCAUUGAAGUUGUGAAACAUGUCUCCAAAUUGCGAAGCUGCCUUCCACACAAACAGAGCACUGUUUAUCAAUUGAUUAAGACCAAUAUCACCAAGAUGGAGGGAAGGUCAGUACAUCGUACACAUAACUUUCAGUCAUCUUGUCAAAUACUAAAGAGCUCAUACUAUUUCUAUUAAGCUGAACUCAGUAAAAGUAAAAUAUUCAGUGAAACUGCCUAAGAGAAAGUGAUUUUUAUUUCAAAUGAUCAAUAAAUUGUGUAUGGUCAUAAUCUGCAAAUUUAUCAAAUUAUGCUCCUUUUUUUAAAUUCAAAUUGAAGUAUUUUCAAUUUAGUAUUUCGUUGUUUGGUAGAAACUAUAAUAUCAUGACUGUACUUGACUUUUUGAAUAUUGGAUUAAUUAUUUACUUUCUAAAGGUUAAUUUCAUCCUUAUUGUGUUUACAUUUCAAUUCAGUACAUUAUCAUUAUAUUUUCGUUCUUUACUUAAAAGGAUAAGAUGAACAGAAAUCCAGUUAAAAUUUCCUUAUUGAAAUAAAUUCUUUUCACUAAUUAGCUUUCCUUCACAUUUUUCAGUUAAAUCUUAAUCAGUAGUUAAACUUUGGAAUAAGUGAUGCUGAUUAUUUAUUGAUCGCUUAUUGACAUUUGCUUAAGUGUGUCUGUCAUGAUUUUACCAGAAAUUGUUUAGAUAUUAAAUAUUCAAUGAUUUUAUUUUGUUCUUGUUUUGUGGAACUUCAAAAAUUGAAUUAUGUUUUACAAUUUGAUUGGGAAUUGAAAAUUUGAUCAAAUUGAAAUAAUGUUAGCAUAAUAUACUUUACCAUAGAGGAAGUUUUAGAUUAAGUAAUUCAUAAUUACUAUAUUUUCCAUGUUAAUUCUUUUUUAUAUAUCAAAAUAAUCAAGUGAAAACUUCUAAAACAUGUUUUGUUCAAUGUUUAUAAUAAUUAUACAUACGUACUUCAAUUAUUAAAAUAUAACUUGGAUUGUAAAUAUAUUUGUAAUUUUUUUUAUUGUCAUGCUGUUUCAUGUCUGAUGUAGAUUUCAUUGUGAUAUUGAACAUAGCUACCCUCACAUAAAGAUGUGAUUAAAUCUUCAAAGUAAAUUAUUAUUAUUUUGAAUCAUAUCUGUGAAUGUCAUUUAUGGGCUUUUCAAGUAAGAAUGAUCUAAUUGUUAUUAAAUCAAAUGGAAAAAUGUGUACUACUAAUUUCUGUUGGAGAGUUAAAAUUUGCAGUUAACAUUUUAAAAAUAAUGUUUUAUUUUUUUUCUACCUCAUGUGCAUUUAUUAUUGUUUCUUAUCAUUUGAUAAAAUGUAAUCUAGCCUCUCAAAAAAAUAAUUGUGUUAGUUUUUAUCAAAUGAAAUCUUAGUGAGGAUGUCUCACUAAUCUCAAUGGGCAUACAGUUUUCAAAAAUAAGUGAUUGAAAUAAUAGGAGUAAUUCAAGUGAUGAUUGUCUUUUUAAUACAAUCACUAACUCUGUGAGUGUAAUUAAGAGAUAUUAUCUAUAUUUUGAAUGGAAAUAAUUUGUAUACGUGUGAUAUAGAACUACUGAACAAUUCUUUUAAUGUAUUCUCUGCAAAACUUAAGGGGGAUAAACUUCUAUGUUUGCUCCUCACUAAACUGAUUGAAUGUAUUGAUUCCACAAUAUUCACUGCGUGGACCAAAGAGGUAACUGAAUAUGCAAUGUUAGUGUACAUUUUAUUAUAAAUUAAGAACCAUAAGAGAUUGUAGGUGUUUUAAAUUUCUGAAACUCUUAAGUGCAUUUUCUUUAAAAAGGUUUUAUGAAAUUGAAAACUAUUAUGUUCUGAUUAUUAUUUAAUGGUUAAAGGUAAAGGAGAACAAGUAAUCUUUUUGGGCCAUCUGCCCAUGAAGGAAAUGUUUGUAAAGAAGAUAUGCUUUGUUCAACUUGUUAAAGGGAUUCCAGUCUUCUGAAGCAUAUUUAAUAGGUACUAAUUGAAAUAAAUUAUUUUAUCAAAUUCACAUAAGUUCAUCAUUAACAAGUGAGGCAAAUUAAAGCUUGCAUAACGAUCUUGCCAUUUAUUAUUAUAUAUUUUUAUUGUUUAUGCUUCAGAAGUAAUAAAUGAAUUGUCAGCCAUAAUAAAUGCCAAAAUGUUAACAGAGAAAGAAAUACUUUGUGUAAUGAAUAAUUCUCUGGGAUUUCAGUAUUGGAAACUGAUUGUUGUGUGAUAAUUAAGUUUAAAUGUGAUACACAAUGUGAUGUGUUUAUAUCAAAUAUAUUUAUAAUUACAUUGGCCAAAGCAUAUGAAUGUUUAACAGAAUCUUGGAUGAUGUAGUGUGUAUACUCUCUUUAUUUUAAAUAGAGAACUUCCAAUUGUGUAUUUUUUUACAUUCCAUAAUUUUGUGAUUAUUUUUUAGUGUUCAAUGUACUAUUUUUGUUGGUUUCAUAGAGUGAACCAGUUCCCUUUAAUUUCCAUGUGUGAUAAUAAUGGACAUUAAAUACUAUUUUUUCUUCUAAAUGUAAAUUAGGUACAACUCGGAUAUGUAUAUCAAAACAAUACAUAGUAUAUGUUACCAUUUGUUCUAUAUUUAUGUUACUAGUCAGUCUUCUAUUUUGUAUAGUCAAAAUACAAGUUAUUUUGAUUACA